This is a messenger RNA of Ustilaginoidea virens, 1194 nucleotides long. RefSeq lists its product as uncharacterized. NCBI's taxonomy places the organism in Eukaryota, Fungi, Ascomycota, Sordariomycetes, Hypocreales, Clavicipitaceae. Bases 1 to 1194 code for a protein of 397 amino acids. The transcript has 3 exons. The record is from RefSeq and is a predicted model, not a curated record.
AUGCUAACCCGCCACAGCAGCGCCGCCCUGGCUGCCGGAUUGAUGCUCAUGCCGGUAUUUGCCCAGCCCGCCUCUCGCUGCCCCGUGUCCGGCCAGACCUGUUUCCAAUGGGGUGCGGCCCCGGCGGCGGCGGCGGCGGCGGCGGCCGGCUCCAACAGCGUGUAUUUCCAGAUCCGCGCCCCGACGUCGUACCAGUGGGUUGGCCUGGGUAUCGGGUCCCAGAUGGCCGGGGCGGACAUGUUUGUCGUCUACGCUGACGGCAGGGGCAACGUGACGCUGAGCACCAGGCAGGGCCGGGGCCACGUCGCGCCCACGUACGCGGCGAAACAGGGCGUAGAGCUCCUCGAGGGCUCGGGCGUGCUUGACGGCACCAUGGUGGCCAAUGUGCGCUGCCGGAACUGCUCGGGCCUCGGGGCCGGCGGGUCCAGCCAGUGGCUUUCUGCGUGGAAGGACGGCCGCUCGCUCGACUCGGCCAGUCCCUCGGCCCAGAUAGCCUAUCACGACGGCCACGAGCAGUUUAGCGUCGACUUGGCCGCGGCGGCGCUCCCGUCCGAUGCCAAUCCCUUUGUGAGCGGCGGCGGCGGAAUCGCAGGAACGGGGGGCUCGGCAUCAAGACCGGGCGCCGUUGUUGUCGCCAAUGGCAACCCCAAUGAAGCGCUGCUCCAUGCGCACGGCGUCAUCAUGACGCUCGUGUUUCUGCUAGGGUUCCCCGUUGGGUCGCUGCUCAUGCCGUGGCUGGGCAGCUGGAUCUUGCACAUGAGCUGGCAGCUCGUGGUGUUUGCCCUCAUGUGGGCGGGAUUCGGGACCGGCUACGUCCUCGCCAGCCGCACGGGCUUGUUCUUCAAGCAGGCCCAUACGCGGCUCGGCAUCAUCCUGUGCUGCCUGGUCGGUCUGCAGCCCGUCCUGGGCUGGCUUCACCACCGGCACUACGUCGCGCAUCAGAGGCGCGGAGCCGUCAGCCACGCUCACGUGUGGUACGGCAGAGCCAUCAUCGUCCUCGGCGUCGUCAAUGGCGCGCUGGGCCUGCGGCUAGCCGGCAGCCGCAUGCCGUUUGUUGUGGCCUACUACACCGUUCUCGGUGCUGUUGCCGCCCUCUACCUGGCGACUGUUGCCUUUCGCGCUCUCGGGGGGAGAAGGGGCGGCGCGCCGCAGAGUCCAAGUGCGACGGGCUCGUCGACAAAGGGCGUCAAAUAG